Porites lobata is the source of this 24069-nucleotide messenger RNA. The record is from the annotation of a GenBank genome assembly. Lineage: Eukaryota; Metazoa; Cnidaria; Anthozoa; Scleractinia; Poritidae.
CAACGCAAUCUUACUAGUUGGCAGGAAGUGAAUCCCCGCAUCUUCACAGAUCUUUAAUGUUAUUUCGCCUGUUUCGCUUCUUUCGGUGUUUUGCAUCAAAUGUAUAAACUACUGAAAUGCUGCUAAGGGACACUUUAGGAUUUAUUAGCCUUCUUCAGUGUUUGAAACCGUCAGGUAUGUAGCGAAUUUUCAGUGUAACGACAAGGAGAUGGAAUGUUAAUUCCACUGAGUGUUAUUUCCAUUUUAGUCAGAUAUUUUCUACCAGAUUAUCUCACUAUUAUUUUCUUUUGGGCCAGUCAGUAGUCAUAGAAAAUACUCUAUUCGUUAUCUGAUUUGAAUAUGAUCUAAACUGGCCGCAAAAUGACAGAAGAGACAGUUCCUGACAAGACAUGCUUUCCACUUUCACUACAAAAACUGUCCGAUUGACGUAUCAUAUACAUAGCGCGAUGAUAACUAGGUUCAGAUACAAUAACAAUUUAGUGCUCGGGAAAAGAGAUCUUGAGCUAGGAGACCAGUUUGACGUUUUCCAAUUAUUUGUUUCUAUGAAAAUUGGGAAACAUACUUUGCUAUAAAAGUCUCAAACACACUGACCGGAAGUCUCCAAAGACUGAGCCGGAUUAAUUGGUCUUCUAAAGAAUUUUAGGAUAACCGUGUUAAAAUUUUCUUCCGACUGGAAAAUUCACAAUCCUUAGGACUCGAGGGCUAAACUAGCAUUUGAAAUAACGACUCAAGAAAUUUUUAAAAAACAUUUCAUCUUUAAGUUUUGCUCACUAGACUCCUGGAGAGUGAGGGAGAGGGGAGAGCGGGUGGUGGUUGUUUGGGUGUGAUGUCCUCUUCUUGACCUUAUUUCCGACCACCGGACGCUAUUUUUGGUCUUUUCUUUGUUUGUUUGUUUUCUUCCUGGCUUUUAAACUGAAACUGCCAUACUGAAAAUAAACUGGAGUUCCAACAACUAAGGAAAUACAAUGACUAUUAUACUGUACAAGGAGCCCAUGAACCGCGGCGAGCAACGCACGUCUUCAUGUCACAUGUCACGGCGUUUUCAGGGCUCAGUUUAUUUCUAAGAUCGAUAUUAUCCCGCGAAUGCUGACUAUCGGCAUAUGUCCGCAAUGUUGGCAAAACCUCAUUGUCAUGACUAUUAUUGUUACAUGUACUAUCAUUAUCAGCCCUAUCAUCAUUUUCGCUAUGUAAUAAUUACUGUUAUUACUUCUGAGGUUUUGUCGAACUCACUGUAUGAUGACCUAUGAUAUUUUUUUUACCUCGAUCAGUUUAUGUCCUUGCUGGAUGGUGCCCCUUUUGCAACACUAAAAAUUGUUGAAUGACGGUUGAAUAAAGGUGAACAUUGAAUUUUUUUUAGGGUCAAAUCGCUGGCCCGCCGGUACAUACGGGAUACCAAAACCUGAUUCCGGGUGUCCAAAGACGGACCACUUUCAGUGGCUGGAGGGAUGGAGAUCCCAAGGCAGUAAUAGCAAUAACCUAAACAAUUCGUGUUCAGCGGAAUUUCACCUCGAUGGAACCGUAGACAACACAAAAGUUAACAGGUCAUUUUGCAUCAAAGACGAUACCAAAUACGACUCCAUUAGACCCACCUGGCCCAAAGGUUUGUAUUGAAGCAUUUUUCUAUAACCUGGACUAGUUAUUCGAGAACUGGCGUUUAUUCAGGUCUGUUCAUGUUUGGUUACCAAAACGACAGAUACGUUUUGUGACUCAUCGCUAUUUAUUAUUAUUAAUUUAUUGUUAAUCAUUUUUUUUGUUUAUUUUAAUUUAAUAAACACAAUUAAUGACUUUCACAUUCAUAUUUGCUUGGUUUUCACAAUAAAAGCAAGCAUGGUACCGCAACCACAAGGAUCGGGAUAAUUUCUUAAUUUUCUCCUAGAUAUAGGGUCAAUUUAAUAAAACUUUUACAUGUGUAAUUUACUAGUGUAGCCAUUGUUUUAGAGUCUAGUAACAAUAGCUACACUUGUAAAUUGCACUUGUGAAAGGUUUAUUAAAUUGGCCCUUGCUUUCGGUUGUGCGUACGUUUAGGUUAUGCCGUUUAAAAACGGAGCGCAGCAUAAACACCAGGCGAUCUUUUAUGCCUGGCCAUUUCGAUGACUUGGUCUCGCUUCACUCACUUAGCUGAUGGCAGCGUGUUCCUGCUUGACUGCUAUUUUUGGGACAAAACAAGAUGCAGGUGUUGCAAGUGUACUCAGCAUUUCACGAGUUACUGUAGUUCCUUCAAAUAUAGAACUGAGGCACUACUGUUUUAAUUGCUAAUUUGCACGUGACGUCAUGGCAGCCUUGUUGGUGUUCAGGAACAAAAACAUUUCUAUCCCCUGGCAACUUAACUCCAUUUUGAUGCAAAUUCUUUAAAAUAAUUUUUUAUUGCAUUGACCACUGACUUAGCCGUCGUGUCACCUUGUUGGAGAACAAGAAUAAAGUUUCUUGUAAUUCUGUUAAAAAAAAGCUGAGAACUUGCUUCUUCCAUUCGUAUCCAACGGCAACUCGUUCUUAAUUUUAAAAACGCAGAGAGGUUUCGUUCGUGCGUCGGUAGUAAAAAUUACUCUUUACAUUUUGCAUCUAAUAUAAAACAUGUGAGUAACUUAGAGUUUGGCUGCUGAAUGAACGAAAACUAAAUAAACAUGCUCCAGUUAACCAACGGUCCAAAAUUAGACACAAAGCCCCACAUUUAACUGAAUAUUCCCGAAACAUGUUGACAUCCUUUGGGCCGUUGUUACUAGAGUGCUGUACAGUACCGCAAGUGAUCCCCAACCGCAAAUGAUCCCGAGACCGCAAAUGAUCCCCAAAAUGGACCGCAAAUGAUCCUCGACCGCAAGUGAUUCCCAAAGUUGACCGCAAAUGAUCCCGUGAAAACUUGAGGAAUGGAAUGGAUUUUAUGGGACUGAUUACAAAAAAGGACUGAUUAUAAAAAAAGGAACCUUUUUCUCGCACCUUCUAAAGAAAAAGGGAAGGAGGACGCUACAUCUCAGGUCAAUUUAUACAAGGCGAAAAAAAAAGUAGAAUAAAUCUGAAGAGGAUAUGGUAUCAACCGUAUACUUCUUCCUUUGUCAAUUGCUUCAAUUUUCUUUCAAGAACUGUUUCGUCGCUGAAAAUUUAAGACAGGCAGGACGUUACGCAGAAAAAACUCUAUUAUUUUAACGCCCAAGCUCAACUUGUCUACUGAGGAAUACAAAGCCGGGCACCCUCUACAUAUCUUUUUAGAAGCGUCGAAUUAAUUUUCAGAAUAUUUAGUUUUGAUUUUUCUCUGAAGUGUAAAUUUUACGUGGUAAACAGCAAGACAUUGGUUGGUAACUUAUGAGUGCCCCAGGCCUGGCAGUGCACAGUUAAAAAACAAGACGUGAUUUGAAAUAAACACACGUCAAAAUGCCACCGAACUUAUCGAUGUCCACAGUUUUCGGUUAAUUUUGAAAGAGCAACUUGCCUACAGCUCAUGAACAUGUUGCGAAUAGUUACAUUGACGCUUAUAUGUAUAUCCAUUUUUUUGCCUUUGCUGUAGACAGUUACCAGGAAUCUAAACCUGGUAAUGAGAAACGCAAAAGCGAGGCAAGCGGUAGUUAUCGCGUGACAAAACAUCGUAGGAACCGUCACAUUCACGGACUAAAAGAAAGUCGCUUAUAAUUGUUCGGAUCCAUGAGGCACUUAAAAGAAAAUUAAACAACCUAAAACCCUUAUUUAGCCGGAACGAGAAGCAUUGCAUUUCAAAAGAGGUGAAAAAAUGCUCUUGCAUUAAAGGACAAAUCCAGCAAAUCAUGCCGACCACAAACAACAAUAGCCGCAGAAAAUGCGUGUCAUGACCUCUCAGUAUGAAAUAAGCGGCAAAAAUCACAUUUGCUCAGUCAAAACGUUUUCCUUCAGGUGUAGUCUACCCGCCAGAGAAAAAAAUUCAUUAGUACAAGCAGCAUUUUGGCAUGAGCUAAAAGUCGUGUGUUGCCUACCGACUUGGUUUUACACUUGAAUGAUUUUUUUCAUUUAGUUUUUAUUCAUGUAUAUACGUAUUUAUUUAAGAACUGAAAUUUAGCGUCUAAUGUUACUUUUUGUAUUAAUAAUAAAAUCGUCACGACGAUCCGCUAACUCGAGUCUAAGCCAUUCCUAUUUUUCUUUCGGGAUCAUUUGCGGUCGACUUUGGGGAUCACUUGCGGUCGAGGAUCAUUUGCGGUCCAUUUUGAGGAUCAUUUGCGGUCUCGGGAUCAUUUGCGGUUGGGGAUCAUUUGCGGUUGGGGAUCAUUUGCGGUACUGUACAGUGCUCACUAUGCAUUGGUACUUUAAUAAAUGAUUAAAACAGCAAUGUUAACCUUUUUCUGUGAAUUCUGAUCCUUAUUGCUCAAAGGAAGCGAAGUCAUGCAAGCCUGAUUUACACGAUAAUAAUAAUCAUCACUUAUUAUCCACUUAAAACAUUUCUCCGUUGCUGAUUGGCUCAAAUUCCCCGGCUAAUUCUUCAUAACCAGCUAGCGUUGACCAGAUUGUUAAGACGUUUGCGACGUUCCGUUAUUUGACUAAACAGCUCUUCAUAUCCUGAAUUUGACGAGGAACAAGAUGAUGAAGACGGGAACUUGACAUCGAUCGAGGAAAGCGUGUUUUAAAGUAACAAUUAUUUUGAAUGAAUAACAAAACAACCAUUGGUUGGAUCUCAAGUAUUUUGCAGAUUAUACUCAGCCUUAUUAAAUAAUUGCUAAAAAUCAUAAUCAUCAUCAUAAUCAUAACUUUUAUGAUCUUAAUAAAAGUAAUAGAAAUGAUGAUGAUGAUGACGACGACGAUUAGGAUGCGGCUGAUGAUGAUGAUCGUGUUGUUGUUCGUAUAUUAAAUUCCCUUCAUUUUAACUUCCUCUGCAGGUCAAUACUGUAUUUAUAAAAAAGGGAAGUGCCCUUACGUUAUGCACAUUGGUUUCGUCGAGUGGGACGAUGAAAAUUCUUUGAACGCGAACUCUAAAGGUGGAACGUGUCCUGCUGGCAAAUAUGUCGGCGAUAACACAGAGAUAAGGUUUUGCUGCAGAACAGACGGUAACAAGAGAGAACCCAUCAUCCUCCCAACUAAACUCCCAUUUUUUCUGUUGGCUUAUGGAUCAGGUGAAUGCCAAAUGGUCAAAUGGGCGAUAGCGACCUCAGAAUGGAUAUAUUACGACACAGAAAAGGUUAACAAUAGGGACGACAGAAGAUGGCCCUAUCCUUAUAAUGCUGAGACACGACACCCUACAAUUCAUUACUGCUACUAUCGUGGUAAGUAUUAUAGGCGGAUUUAGCAAAGUCAACGCGACAUAAAUGAAAACGCGAAAACGGGCGGAAAGGAUUGAACUCGACUUCCGGUGCUCAAUUUGUCAGUGUGCCGUUGGUUAAUUUCAUACAUGGGAAAUUUUGGCUUCUGGAAUCCGUAAUCCUCGGUUUUAGAAUCUGGAAUACAGUUCAAGGAGUCCGGAAUCCAACUAAAGAUUUGAAUCCGAAAUACAAAUCCCACUGACAAAGAAUCCGAAAUCCACUACCUAGGAGACAGGGCUCGGCUUUAAAAUGGCUUCCCCCACUAUUUGGAACAUUUGACAGGUAGUAAUUAGGAAGCAAGGAAAUUAUAGUAUUUUGAGAAACAGUUAAAGACCUACUAUUUUAGACUUGCACAUAAUUUCUAACCUAAUUUAGAUACACAUAAAUUUUUACUCUCUAUUUGAUUAAUUCUUUGAAACAUGUUCAAUUUCUAGAGUAAACGAACUUUCAAAUCCCAAGGUAGAAGAACUUAUUAUGCACAAGCUGUCAUUUCGUUCCACGGUGGAAUCUUUAUCACGUAAUGAAGUUGGACGUAACUUGAUUUAUACUGCGAAUCACGUGACAAAGCGUCCCUAUUGUUCGCGGGGAGCUCGUAACCAGCGUCUCAGUUCAUUGUUGGAACCCAAUAAAACAUUUUGAUGGCCUCCCACACUCUUCCCUAAAACAUAUCGUCUUCUCUCGCAAGGUUCGAAGAGGAGGUGAUCACGAUUCUAGGAAAUGCAAGAAACGUUUUGCUCACUUUUCGAAAUAUGACCAGUUUUAGCAUUGUUAAUGACAGUUAUUCAAUCAUUGAGCUACACAGUCAAUUCCCUCUUUUGCGAAUAAUCCAUAAUCCUAAGAUCGCAAGUUAGAGUCAUCAACAGAGGGUUGGAAUAGCGGAAGUUAAUUUUUUUUUCCCCGUCUGCAACUUAAUUUUGUGAAGGGUUUAGCUGCUGUUCGAAACUGUUCGUAUUAUUGAGUUGUUUAGUUGUUUGCAACGUUCGCAACGUCGACUGUAUAUUCCAACAUAGCUGUCUGAUACUCUCAUUUUUUUUGUAGGAUGCAAUACACUCUUAAAUGGAACCAGAGGAACUUUUCACUCGCCAAACUAUCCAGCAAAAUACCCGAAUGGACAAUACUGCUCGUGGAGGAUCACGGUCAAUCCAGCCCAGCGAAUUCACUUAGUAUUUACAACGUUCAGCUUGCAAAACGAGAACAACACGGAUGCAUUAUACGUCUACGAUGGCAAGAAUGAAGAGGGAAAGGAACUGGGAGUGUUCUACGGGAAACAUCCUCCCCCUAUAAGAGGAAUUUGCUCUUCGUCAAAUGAAGUAUUUGUUAUGUUUAUAUCGGAUAGUAGUGUGUCUUCCACCGGUUUCAACGCGUCGUACUGCGACAAUCAAUGCCCAGGUAAGUGAUGUCCGGGAUUUGAGAGGUUCCAUGGUGGUGGGGGGGUUGGACGGACUUAACGUUUGUUUUGGCCCGUAAGUCCGGUCCCGCUCUGUGUACGAAAUACGUGAAACUACUCCGAGAGGUUCCGUGUCUUGUUAACGAUUUUCGUUAGCUUAGAAGUUGUUUUUCGUUGACUUGACGCGAGCUUGGUCUAAUUUAACUUGGGUACCCUGCGUGCUAUGCACAAAUGCGACUAAAGGCAUGGUGAAGGAACUUAAUGAUAAUAAUAAUUAUAAUAGUAAUAAUAAUAAUAAUAAUAAUAAUAAUAAUAAUAAUAUAGCCAUUUGUAGGGCGCAAAUUCAUGACCCCUCUUUAUAGCCAAUAAAAGCUAGCUUGCGCACUUCUUUAAACAUUUUAAAAUGUUUAAAGUGUUUAUGGUCUGAAAAAAAAAAGAAUAUUAACGGUUUUUCCUUUUCUCAGAAACGACCACUGCUGCCUCAACCUUGUCAGUAAUAACGAAGAGCACAACUAGCAAAGAAUAUACAACGACAAAGGGAGGUGCAAAGGGAGAUAAAACGGAACAGAGUGAGGAAAAAGGCAAGAAACCUCUAUGUCAUCCAAUGAAGAUUCUAGAUUUCUACCAUACUCUGUGAUUCUUAAUUUCAGUGGUUUAAUUAUCUAAUAUAUAUCACAUGACAUAUGCAAAUUGCAUAUUAAUGUUUAAAGAGAUUUGCAAGGACUACAAUGCCUCUCAGCCUAUACGCGUUUGUUAUGUUAGAAGGUCUAGAGGGUCGCUAAUAGGUUUUUUGAGAUCCCGGAUUGGCCAUAAUCUGAACCGAGGUCGGGAUUCGGGAUUUCAAGGCAAAAUGGAAGUGAGAUUCGGAAUUUAAAAUAUGCGUGGCACGCAGGAUGCUAAAAUUUACCAUCGGUGAAAACUUAUCUUUUUAAGAAGGCUAUUAAUUUAUGAUCGUCCUAGGAACAUAUUUGCUACAUUUUCUUUAUUCGAUUUUAUUCAUUUUUUUAUCCUUUUUAACAAUAUUGUUAAUUUUAACACUUAGCUUAAUUUUAAAAUUCUUAAACAGUGCAUUAUUAUUCAAAUCAAUAUUAUUUUUAAAACAUUUGAGAGUCGUUGUAAAGCGCCAUUGGACAGGAAUGGAAAUGGCGUUAUUCUUCUUAUUACGUAUCAUUAUUGAUAUUGAAGAAAGCUAUCGAGCGUUUUCACAUGACGUCACGACGGCCAUGUUGGUGUUCCAAACCAAUCCUAUUGGAGUUGAACUCUUUUCUUAUGCAAACGCUUUCUUUUGUUCCAAUAAAUUUGCAUAGAUGCUGGCCACGUGAGUGAAAACACUCCAUUUGGGACCCUCACACUAGGCUUUAUCCUGCGCUCUACGGUGCUGAUAUAAACGAGCUUUAAGCAACGAGAACGCUGACGUCCUGGCCCUGGUUGUUCUAAAGAUGGAUAGUACUAUCCAUCGGAUAAUAUAUAGGACGCACUUAACAGACGACUUUUAACGUCUCAGACGUUAAAUGCGUCUUGUAUAAAAUGGGACGCAUGUAUGGCCAAAUUGUUCAGAAAUGACUGGGAAGAGUUAGUGAUUUGCCUUUUUUCAGAAAACCAGGGUUUUUUUUUCCACUCUUGUCAUCUACCUCAUCAUCAUUAUCAUUUAUAAUUUUCGUGUUUUGUUUGUCAUAAAUUAUGUAAUUAUGACGUCACAAUGUGCGCAAUGUACUUCUAAGAUUCACAGAAUAAAGAAAACAGGUAUCUUGACCAUCGAGAUACUAUGUCGUUACAAUAAUUGUAACAUUGGUGCCGAGACCAGGCGAAAAUGACAGAGGAUAUAAGCAAAAUGAAAUCGAUCCGAGCAGCCUACAAAGGACACUGUACACAAGAUUUUAAAAAGGCAGAAAAACUCAUAACUUCAAAGAGUUCAAAGAGUUCAGAUCACGCUGUCUUUGGAGACAGGAGAAGAUAUUCUAAAAGACACAGAAUCAGCCCUAUUGUUUAAAGACAAUAUAUCGGACUGGCAAUUCAAAAUUAAACAAUUUAUAAAGAGUAAACAAGAAACGCCGGUGAGUCAGUUCCAUCAUAGUAGUUUCAAACAAGCACCAACACCUCGAAUACAUAUCAAUUUACCCAAGAUAAACAUCAAAUCAUUUGAAGGAGAUCCACUUGAAUGGCUCAGAUUCUGGGAUAGCUUUAGUGCAGCUAUCGAUAAAAAUCUUGAACUAAGUGAUGUUGAAAAAAUGAAUUAUCUAAAUGGAAUGCUUAAAGGAGAAGCAGCGCGCGCUUUCUCUGGUCUGCCAUUGACUGAAAAAAAAUUACAGAAAGGCAACUGAGCUAUUAAAAGAGCGUUUUGGCAAAACCCAAAAUUUGACCAACGCUUACAUGGAAUCAUUAUCCAAGAUCCACGCGCCAUCUAGUGACACUAAAAAUUGAAGGGAAUUUCACGAUACAUGCGAAGCCAAUAUUUGUGGCUUAGAAACACUUGGAGUAAUGACCGAAUCAUAUGGAAGUUUGCUAAUUCCCAUACUCCUAAAGAAAAUACCCGAGGACAUACGCCGCUUAAUAUUCAGAGCAGAUCCUUUAGCAGAUAGCUCCCUGGAUAGAUUGAGGGUAGCCAUACGACAAGAAAUUGAAACACGAGAGAAAAGCCACAUAUCCUCUCUAGAAGAUUCCACGUCUGUUGCCAUGGACGGAGAAGUAUUCGUACCAACCGCUGGCGCUCUACUAACCAAUGCUCAACAAAAACAAAGAUUUCUCAACAGAAGAUCGAAAGCAUCACGACCAUGCACCUACUGCACGGAAAUACACCGCCCAGAGAAAUGUGACAAAAUAACAUCUGUAGAGGAACGGCGAUCUAUCCCUGAACGCCAACAAAGAUGUCUAAACUGUCUUGGACUCAAACACACGAAAAUUGAAUGCUACUCAAAAGGUCGAUGUAUGAAAUGUAAGAAGAAACACCAUACUUCAAUUUGCGAAGAAAAACAAGAAAAUCCAACACAAAGCUCAUCAUAUCAAAUGAAAGAAAACAGAAAUUCAAACAGUAGUCAGUCACCUACAAAUACCAUAGCGAAGAACACAACCCACAUGGGAGCAACACAUUCCCUUCAUCCUACAAAUCAUAUCCUGAUGCAGUCCGCCAUCACAAAGAUAAGUGGAGACGGUAAACAAUAUCGUCAAGCUCGCAUCCUGUUCGAUACGGGAUCACAAAGAACCUUUAUCACUCAAGAUAUGAAGCACAAACUUGAACUACAAACAAUGGGAAAAGAACUCCUGGAUGUAACCUCAUUCGGCUCAUUUCAAAGUACAAGAAAAGCAUAUGAUAUUGUCUCAUUUUCGCUAUCGACAGAAAAAGAGAAUAUCAAAGUAAAAGCGCUGGUAACUCCAAUUAUUUGUCCACCGCUAUCAGUCAUGAUGAAGAAUCUGAAGAUAUAACCUCCUGAAUUAAAAGGACUCAAACUUGCAGAUCGUUUGCUAUCAUCACAAAAUCUUGACGUAGAUAUCAUCAUUGGAAACGACUAUUACAGUCAGCUGAUUACUGGAAAAAUAAUAAAAACUGAAAACGAAGCCUUGAUUGCUAUAGAAAGCAAAUUCGGAUGGCUCCUGUCAGGACCCGUUCAAAACGAGAGCAACCAUGAAAACGACUUAAACACACUAUGUCAAAGGAUCGAAAUCAUGCCAGCAGAAGAGUCAAAACUCGACAACCUAUUAACCAAGUUCUGGGAAAUCAACAAAAUACCAGAAGAAAGCGACAAAAAUGAUGAUAUCAUCAUAAAAUUUCAGAAGACCAUCCGAUUUAACAAGGUAACUGGCAGAUACAACGUAAGACUCCCAUGGAAACUAAACAAACACGAUCUACCAACAAACCUCAUUUAAAGCAAAAGACGAUUGAACAGUCUUCUAAACAGCCUCAACAAGAAAGACCCAGGACUUAUUAAGAAAUACAACCAACAACUCCUUGAACAAGUUAAUCUCGGUUUCAUAGAGAAAGUGAGGAACCUCGGUCUUCACGAAGGCAUUUUGCAUUACAUUCCCCACUUCCCCGUUUCUAAAACAGACAGCGCGACAACCAAGAUGCGCAUAGUUUAUGACGCAUCUGCUAGAGUGUCAUCAGAAGCAUUGAGUCUUAAUGACUCUCUACACCCAGGUCCAAAUCUAAUGCAGGAUCUAACUGGUAUCCUACUAAAGUUCAGGACCUACAGAAUACCCUUCACAGCAGAUAUAGAAAAAGCUUUCCUACAAAUCCAACUAAAUAACCAAGACAGGGACGCUACUAGAUUCUUAUGGCUAAAAGACAUAAACAAAUCCGUUAACAGUGUGGACAAUUUGGAAGCUUACAGAUUUUGCCGCGUUCUAUUUGGAGCAGCGCCCUCACCCUUUCUACUAAACGCAACAAUACGAUAUCACCUCAACGAAAAAGAUAACUGGAUAACGAAGGACCUAACAGAGAACAUGUAUAUGGACAAUGUGGUCACAGGAACUAAUUGUGACGAUAAAGCCUUAGAAUAUUAUUCUUUGUCGCGAAGUUAUCUACAAGAAGCAGAAAUGAAUCUACGACAGUGGACCUCUAACUCAACCGCUUUAAAUCGCAGAGCACAAGAAGAUAAUGCACAUCCAGCUCAAACGACAAAAAUCCUAGGACUCACGUGGAAUUCAACAAAUGACAUGAUAUCCCUUUCACUAGAAAAAAUGAUCAGAAAAUCAGAAGCUAUCACAAAACUUACUAAGAGAUCCAGGAUCAGCUUUGCGUCAAAAUUGUUUGACCACCUGAGAUAUGUUGAACCCAUUACAGUUAAAGCAAAGAUCAUGAUCCAGGAUCUAUGGAAACAAAACUUAAGCUGGGAUGAGGAUGUUCCAAGCGAACAUAAAGACCAAUGGCUAAACUGGAUCAGCGAUAUCAGCAAUUUGACGUCAGUUGAAAUACGCAGACCAUACUUCCUCACAAGCAUUUCUAAUAGGCAACUUCAUAUAUUCUGCGACAGCAGCUAACUAGCUUACGGAGCAGUAGCUUACCUAAGAGGAAUGUCAGGAGCUGAAAUAUACACUGCGUUCACAAUGGCUAAAACCAGAGUUGCACCCAUUAAAACACAGACCCUUCCAUGACUGGAACUGUUAGCAGCACUCUUAGGAGCGCAAUUAUCUGAAUAUCUAACCAAGACACUACAGCUCACCAAAACCAAAUGCGAAGUCAUAUAUACUGGAGUGAUUCCCAAAUAGUGUUAUCUUGGAUAUCGUCUACUAAACAAUUACCACAAUUUGUUCGUACGCGAGUACACAAGAUAAAAGAAAUAACAUCAUCCAACUCAUGGAGAUUUUGCCCAACAUCGAUGAAUCCAGCCGACCUGCUGACUCGGGGACUUGAUACAAAAAUAUUCAACGACAGGAAACCGCUAUGGUUUCAAGGACCGCCAUGGCUGAGAGAGCCAGAAGACAAAUGGCCUCCACAACCCGGAACAUCAAUCCAUGCAGAGUAGGAGAGCCUACAAUUGGCAGUUACAGUUAUGCCAGGUAUUGAAGAAAAUCCAAACAUACUGAACGUCAUUGACUUAACGAAAUACAGCACUCUAAUACGCGUAGUCAGAGUCACUGCCCUUCUUGUCCUCUUUGCAAGAAAGUGGAAAACACCUGAAGUGUAUAAUGAUAACAUCCUCACCACAAAAGAAAUACUGGAAGCCAGAAAUUUGUUACUAAAAGCAACUCAACAAAUAACUUACAAACAUGAAAUAUCAUACCUAAAGAAGAGCGAUAAAUUAAAAAAAAACCUGCCAUCGUACGGCAACUCAAUCUUUAUCUUGACGAUGAAGACCUACUUCGCUGUCGUGGAAGGGUACAGUACCCAGAUCUACCCUACGAUGCAAAGUUUCCCAUCCUUAUGCCAAAAGAUAAUUACUUGACUACACUCAUCGUCCAAUCUAUGCACAAGACGGUUAUGCAUGGUGGAGUUUGUGAAACACUAACUCACAUCAGACAAACAUAUUGGAUACCACAAGGUCGACAGUUAUAGUUAAAAGAAUCAUCACCAAGUGCGUGACAUGUAGAAAAAUGCAAGGACCAUCAUUUCGAUCUGUACCCACACCACAUUUACCGAAAUCAAGAGUUCUACAAUCACAGGCCUUUCAAUUUACAGGCAUGUACAGGCAGGUAGUGGUUAGGUGUACUCGCGUCGAGUCGAAGGUGCCGGGUUCGAGUCCUGCUGAAUUAUUCGUUCCUUUUUUCUUUUUUUCCGUUUUUUGUGUUGUUGUUUUCUAUAAAUAUAUAGCUAAAUAACUGUUACUUAAUAAAAUGCAACAAACAGUAAGAAAAGUAUUGUGUUUCCAGAGAAAAUAUCGUGCACCGGAUAUUAAAUAUAUGGAUAAACGAUCUGAAUUUCUAUUAUUUCCUACAAUUUACUGUGGGAAAACCAGAGUUGAUAACCACUUGAUAAUUUUCUAAACAAGGUUCCCACGAGUUCUUUCUAUAGACUGAUAGUAAUUAUUCUAGUACUUUCCAACAUGUAUAUAAAUUGGGACAUUCAAUGUCAUUUUUGAUUCUUUUAAGUCUCACUGCCUAACUAAUGCCAGUAUCAACAGAAUGUGCCGCAGCAUUACUAUCUUUUAGAUACCCUAGUUAUAUACAUACUGAGAAAUACUCACCAAAAAGCUAUGUCCUAAAUUUUCGUACGCAAAUUAGUUCUAGCCAAUCAGAGGAGCGAACGAUGGUUUUCACACGUGAAAAAAAUGAUACGUCCAAUCAGAAUCGCCAACGAUGUUUUUUCACGUGUGAGGAAAAUGAUACGUCCAAUCAGAAGCCACAGAGGUGUGUGAGUUUCGCGCCAAAAUUCCCGCCUUUUAUUGCAGCUUGCAGCGCCGCUUCGCACACAUUCAACGAGAAAAUUUUACUCAAAGAGUUUUUCUCGCUAGAAAAGUGAAAAACAUUUCUUAAAUGGAGUGGAGUAGUUUCGUUUGUUUCACUGUCGAUAAAGAAACGGUAGAGAGCCGGCGAAACAACAGCGAACGAGACGUAAGCUUUUGUUGUGCUUUUUGUCGGAGCUACUUUGCCUUUCAUUUAAGCUUAAGCUUAUAUUGAAACCGGCCAUUUUACUUAAAUUCACUCAUUUUCAAUUGUGCAUUGAGAACAAACAGUUAAGAUUACUUAUAGUUCUUGGAUUACCUCAUAUCCUUACCGUCAUUUAUUAACAAAACGUUUUUACUAAAAAGCUGAUACUUCGUUUUCGUUGUCAUUUUGCGGAAAGUGUGUAGCGGGAAAUUUUAGCAUUUUUGAAAGAUUUAAAAUAAAAAGGCCGCCAAAAUGAUGAAUGUCUCAGUAUGUAUAUAAUAAACAUAAUACCACAUGGAAAGUGCUUUGUACGGUAUUUACGCACUCUUGUUUUUGUAUCAGAAAUCUUACUCGUUCGCUGCGCUCACUCGUUCAAUUUCUGAUACGUCAACAACUCGUGCGUAAAUACCGUACGCCAGCACUUUCCAUGAAGUAUUCUCUAUAUAUGAUACGAAAGCCAAAUUCAAUAACUGUUUUAUUAUUCAUUCAAAAUAAUUCCUAGUUUAAAAACAUAGCUAAAACAUACUUACUUCCAUCGAUCCAUCGAUGUUCAGUUCAUCUUCGAUAGUGUACGUUUAGGUUUGUCCAGCUCCGCAAAUAUUCUCCAAAUAGCAGAUGUCGCCCUUCGAGUUGUCUUCUUGCUGUUCUUGACGUGUUUUUAGCUAUUUUUUCGCCUAGUUCAUACACUUGAAACGAAUGAAAUGUCCGCCAUUUUUUCGAGUUCACAACCAAAACAACUCAACCUCGUCCCCAGGUCUUCUCGGUUAACGGUGCCUUAACCUAAGAAAACGUUGCAUUUUUGACGUCAUUUCCUCGUUAAAGUCAAAAUUCUUCCAAAUUUGGUCAUCAGUAACUGGUUAUGGUGAAUUAAACGUGUGCUUUUAGCCAAUCAGAAUCGGGGAAAUAUUUUGAAUGAAUAAUGAAAGUUAAUAACUAAGUAUUACAGCUUGAAAAAAGUACACACUACAAUUAUAAACCAACAACUUAGCAAUACGGCAGCGAUCGAGAUACAAAACUCGGCACUGGAUCGUGCAAGACCUCUAGUUUACAAAUUAUGGCAUUAGGAAGCAAAAUGUAACGGGUACUAUUGUCAUCCAUUGAGAUUAAGGUGUUGAUCAAAUCCGAUACCUGCCUCUCAAGUCAAUCGUUACAUCAAAAUCGCUGCGAUCGCCGCUCGAUUGCUGACAAGUUCUCUCUUUUUAAUCCGGCUAGCGAUGAAAAGCGAAGCGAUCACACAGAAAAAGCGGCAAAUAAGUCCAACAAGGCCAGCAAAAAUAUCCAAAUUUAGUAUAUACACACUCAGAUCUUGGUGAUUUAAGCAAUCUGAUUGGUUCGCUAUCUCGGGCUAUUUAACAAUUAUUCUUUGAAAUCGAGGUGAAUAGUGGCAAAAUAUUUACCGAGCCGCGAAAGCGGCGAGGUAAAUAUUCCCAAAGCCACUAUUCACCGAGAUUGAGAAGAAUAAUUGUUUUAGUAUAUACACACGAAGUGAUCUCAACAAAAUCAGAAAGGAAACCAUUCAAAAGUAGGAUUUGAUUGACAGAUCAAAUCACGCGUAAGUUUAAAAAUAGAUCUUUGCAGAAUUUUCAAACAUGGCAAUUCACAAGUUUACUCAUUUCGCAAACAACAGCGUAAUGGCUUCAAUGGAAUCGCUAAAAGUUUGAACUGUUUCCUUACCUGAGAAAAAAAGUAGAGCUGUGUUGUUUUCUGUUGACUCGCCAAGUUUAUAGCCAAAAGGGCAUGUUGUGUCGUUCUUCGCAUGAAGUGCUGACAAAAAUGGCGGCUUGGUUGCUCGAGGUAAGAGGUCGUCUUCCUGUAUCAUUCUUUUUCCUGUUUACUUGAAAUGUAGAAUUUCUGCAAACAUUUUCUUUUAAAUUUGUUUGUCAUAAAUAAACUUCGAUUUUUGAGCCAAAAUUUUCUUCUUAGAAAACGCUGAGUUCACGAAACUGCUUCUUCUACGCGAAUACACGGGAGUUGUAAACAAUCCAUCGAGCACAAAACUCCGAUCCUGCUACAGUAAAUUGAAAAACGCCGUAUUGAAUCCUUCCAAGUCUUUUCUUGCUUUAAAAAAAGUCAGCCCUAGGAUUUUGUCGACUUUUAAAAGAUCGUUCUCUAAAAAAAACGGGAAAAACACCGAGCUCACACAUUAUCCACUCGCUAGGAGGUGAAUAUUGUUGAAUAGUCCGAGAUAGCGAACCAAUCAGAUUGCUUAAAUCACCAAGAUCACUGAGUGUGUACAUACUAAUCAACAAUAUUCACCUCCCAGCGAGUGGAUAAUGUGUGAGCUCGGCUUUUUUCCCAUUUUUUUAGAGAACGAUCUUUUAAAAGUCGACAAAAUCCUUGGGUUGACUUUUUUUCAGGCAAGAAAAGAAUUUGAAGGAUUCAAAACGGCGUUUUUCUAUUUACUGUAGUUGAGUUUUGUGGUUGAUGGAUUGUUUACAACUCCCGUUUAUUCGCCUAGAAGAGGCCGUUUCGUGAACUCAGCGUUUCCUAACAAGAAAAACUUGGCUCCAAAACGAAGUUUAUUUAUGAAAAACAAAUUUGAUAGCAACUGUUUGCAGAAAUUCUACGUUUCAAGUAAAUAGGAGAAAGAAUGCUUCAUGAAGACGACGUCUUACCUCGAGGAACCGAAUCGCCAUUUUUGUCAGGACUUCAUGCGAAGAACGACACAACAAACCUUUUCGGCUAUAAACUUGGCGAGUCAACAGAAAACAACAAAGCUCUUCUUUUCUUCUCAGGUAAGGAAACAAUUCAAACUUUUAGCGGUUCCAUUUAAGUCAUUACGCUGUUAUUUCUGAAGUGAUAAGCUUGUGAAUUGCCAUGUUUGAGAACUCUACAAAGAUCUAUUUUUAAACUUUGGCGUGUCUAGCUGACCUGAUCUGUCAAUCAAAUCGUACUUUUUAAUGGUUUCCUCUCAGGUUUUGCUGAGAUCACUUCGUGCGUAUAUACUAAAACAAUUAUUCUUUUCAAUCUCGGUGAAUAGUGGCUUUAGGAAUAUUUAGCCACUAUUCACCUCGAUUUCAAAGAAUAAUUGUUAACUAUUUACUUUUCUUGUCCCGCGUGGGUUAUCACGCCGGUAAACCCAUAGAAAGUGUGGUCUAUUGCUUUUAUAAAAUAACUUUUAGUAGAAUGGAGUCUUUUAGGUAAAAAAUAUUGUUUUAGUACCGUGAUCAAGUCAUGUCUUCUCUCUAAAGUCAUCAUAAGCCAAUCAUGACUCACGAUUUAAUAGCGCUGAACUUUCUCAAAACUCAGUUCAGUCAAACAACAAACAGCAACACUUCAAAACACGAGUUUUUGCACUCAUUACAUGAUAACUUAUGAAAGCUGUUUUACAGGAAAAGUCAACAUAUUCAUGCGAACGUACAAUGAAAGAAUACGUUCAUGGUUUGUUUACUACAGAAGUAGAAAUUAAUUGAACAUCAGACUGUACGCAGCUGUAUUUUGUUGUGUCGAUCCGUAAGAAUUUCGUGCUUACAGACGGAACUGGCAGCUAUUGUAAUGGAGGACUUCAUUCACAUUUUACAAGCCGCGUUGGUUUAAGAUCCGUUUUCUGGACUUUAUUAUGAUUAAGAAAUGCUGCGGUGACGACGUGGCUGCAUUUGCGAAGUUGUCGCAUGUAACUUUAUAUGCACGUAAAGCGACCGAUGGAAAUAUGUCAGUGGUGGAGAAAGGUUUCUUUGCCGUAGCCACAUAUUGGCGUUAAUAUUUGUCGAUUUGUAAAGUCGGGUGGUUUGAGGUAGGUUAUGGCAUCGAUAUCACCGAAUAAUUUGUGCAAAUGUUGGAAAAAAACCAGCCCGAAACUCUGACAUCUUUCAUCAUCGUUGGCAGCUUGUUUACAACCUACAGCGGCCGAUUUUGUACCAUAUCUUGAUCAGAGAUCUCUUUUUGGAACAAUUUCUUUCAUUAAGGAAUUUAAUUUUGACAUGAAAUAAAUCAAGAAUGCUAAAACUAUCCGUUUUGUUGCUGGUUGGCACAUGGUUAAGUUUUCCUGGAGACUUUCUACACCAGAAAUUCACACAGUUGUUGUCUUUCUCUGCGAUUUGGCAUCGUCGUGAAAUGUAAACUGCUUUCCAGCUUUGUACUUUAUUACUUCUAAAGCUAUGGCAUUAAUAAAAUGUGGAAACCAACGCUUUUGAUGUUAAGAAGGGCUGGGUAAGUAACUUGUUCUGUUUUUUAGCCUUUCUAAAAUCAUUGUUUGCAGAUCAAUAGCCGGUUUUGUUUAUGGCUCGUGGUCCGGAUGUCUUUUUCUAUGGGUUUACUGGUAUAAUAAACCAUAGGUUUUUGACCAAUCAGAUCACGCGUGCUAUCUCAGUUAUUUUAUAAAACAGAAUAACUGCUACUCGCAGACAUAAAUAACGAGCUAUAACGUCUCUUCCUUGCCCUGAUUUCAAGACAAACCCUUCGCGCAACGGCCUAGAAUAUUAAAUGUGCGCGUAUAUCAACACGUGUUUAUCACAUCAUUGAAAGCAAGUAAGUGUUUUAAUGAAAGAAACUGACCUGAUUACACCGGAAGGCCACUGUAUAGGAAUAUUUAACUUCUUGCUUAAAUCGAAGCGAAGCACACUCGUUGUACUUGACAGAUCUUCAAAGGCAUAGCAACCAUUUUAACACCACACUUUUAAAUGACACAAGGCGAUUUGCGAUACCUUCGUCCAAGUCAACAACCAGGGCGACUUUACGCAUGACCGAUUCCCAAUACAGAAACGGAAAUGAUAAAAACAUUCAAGUAUUUCACUGCCGAUGACCUUUUUAAGAGAUCUUUUAACACCCCAAUAUUUUAUGCAAGAUUAAAGAUCGGAGAAUUUUCAGUGAAGUCUGUAAUGUGUAGCUUCAAAAAAUAUUUAUACCCACCCCCCUCCCACACACGGGAGGCACUUUUGUUUUAGACCCACCCCCUGGAAUUUCUGUAAUUUUCCGACUUACCUUUAGACUUAUAUUUCCGUAAAAAAUACCGUUACACUAUACUUUUGUGCGAAAGAUAAUUUUUUUUUAAGAUAAAGAGAGGUAAAUUCCAUGACACUACCAUCCUGAUUCCGUUUUUGGCCAAAGCUUUUUAGUUAAAUCAGUGACGGUCGAGACGCCCUCCGUUUAGCAGUUCGCGGCUUCGCCGCUUGUGUGCAUGGUUUACGCCUUGGGUAACUUUGCACGGAAAAAUAAUCAGACUGCUCGCAGUUUAAAGUCGUUCAAGCAACGAAUACAUAUCUCUUGUAACAAAAAGGCCUUCCGUUGGCAAAAUAAUUAUUCUACUUGCGUAAACCUUCGCAAACUGACUAAAGAAUUCUAUGUAAGAUUUGUUUUCGGAAUAAUUGUUACGACAUGCAUUUAGUUUCCCUCGCUUUUAGCUAAAGAUCACACACACACUCACGCAAAACAAAAGUGUUUAAACUCAGCAUUUGCAACUCACACGCACAUUGUUCGCACGCGUUUUACUUGCCGUUUGUCGCGGCUUGCUUUGAGAGGUCCCAGGAGUUUUUCUAUGUUGACAUUAAGAGCAACGACUCAAAUUUCUAAUUACUUUGGGUAAGCUGUCAAGCGAUGACUUGUGAAUAAAGUGAAAACAUUCAGUCGUUGUGAUUUAGAGAGGAUCGUAAUAUAUGUUGUAAUAUGUGAGUUGUCAACACGCAUUUUGUUUUACAUUGCGCAAUCGGUAAUUUAAGAUCGACCGACUUCGCUGAUCUCUAAGUCCUAAGGAUCAUCAUGUUUCUUUCCUUAGCCUGCAGACAUGUAGGACUUGGUAGAGAUUGUCAAAAACGAUAUUUAAUCGUUCUUGGCACAUCUCAGUACUUUCUUAUCCCUGGCCUGUGGACGUGUUUAAAUUGGUAGGUAUGGUCAGGAACGCUUAUUAAUCGCACUUGCCACAUCUCAAUACUUUCUUCUCUUAGCCUGCAGGCAAGUAGGACUUGGUAAAGAUUUUCAAAAACGAUUAUUAAUCGUACUUGGCACAUCUUUCUUAUCUAUAACUUGCAGACAGGUUGAAACUGGUAAAUGUGGUCAGGGACGAUUAUUAAUUAACUUGGCACAUCUCUAUACUUUCUUACCAGUAGCCUGCGGCAGACAGGUUAAAACUGGUAAAUGUGAUCAGCAAAGAUUAUUAAUCGUACUUGGCACGUCUCAAUACUUUCUUUCCUUAGCCCGCGGGGGACGUACGACUCGGUAGAGAAUGUCAAAAACGAUUAUUAAUCAUACUUGCCACAUCUCUAUACUUUCUUAUCUAUAGGCUGCAAACAGGUUGAAACAGGUAAAUGUGGUCAGGGACGAUUAUUAAUCGUACUUGGCACAUCUCAACACUUUCUUAUCCCUUUCCCGUAGACAUGAUGAAAUUGGUAUGUAUAGCCAGGAACCCUAAUUAAUCGUACCUGGCACAUCUCAAAACUUUCAAAUCCCUAGCCUGUCGGCAUGUUGAAAUUGGUAUUUAUGGUCAGAAACGUUUAUUAAUCGUGCUUGGCACAUCUCAAUACUUUCUUAUCCCUAGCCUGUAGACAUGUUAAAAUUGGUAGGUAUUGGUAAGGAAAGCUUAUUAAUCGUACUUGGCACAUCUCAUACUUUCUUACUCCUAACUUGAGGACAUGUUGAAAGUGCUAGGUAUGGGCAAGAACGCUUAUUAAUUCUACUUGGAAAAUCUCAAUACCUUCCUACAGCUGUUCCUAUCCCUAGCCUGUGGACAUGUUGAAAUUGAAAUGUAUGGUCAGGAACGCUUUCUUUUAAAAUCGUUCCUGGCACAUCUCAAUACUUUCUUAUCCCUAGCGUGUAGACGUAUUGAAAAUUGGUAGGUAUGGUCAGAAGCGCUUAUUAAGCGUGCUUGGCACAUCUCAAUACUUUUUUUGUACCUAGCCAGCAGACAUGUUAAAAUUAGUAGGUAUGGUAAGGAACGCUUAUUAACCGUACUUGGCAGAUCUCAAUACUUUCUUAUUCCUAGCGUGUAGACGUAUAUUGAAAUUAGAGGGUGCUAAUGGGGGUACCCAAUUCUCAGUUAACUACUAUUUUUUUGGCCAAUUCUCAGUUAGCUAUACUAAUAAUUUUGGUUAGCUUUUAACUUUUACUUUCCUACAGCGAAUAUUAUUCCGUCAUAACCCGAAGUUUCCUUCUUUCAGCAAGUCAAUCACUUUUGGGGGUAGGCCCUACUAAAAACAAGGUAUAAAUUUACAUGAACUCUGCCACUAGUGCAAUUUAUUAGUAACUGAAAAUGUAAGUCGUAUAAGCAAAAUAGAUCCAGACGCACCAGUCAUGAUAUCGUACUAAUCUUCCCGACAUGGUCAAGCAUGUCCUGCCAUAAACUACCUGAAAAGCCACCUUCUUCGGCACUUUCAUUAUUUGAUCGGAAUCAGUCUUGUACUAAUCUGGUUGCUGUAUGUCCUGUAUCUUGAUGUUGGUCUACGUUUCAAUGCAUUUUUAAUCCUUGCAAUCCGUUGUAACAGACGACGAGAAGCAUAAUCAAUGCCAAAAUAUAGUCUUAAAUCACAGAACUGGACCAUUAUUUUUUGAAUUCAAUUGGUGAAUUUAAUCACUGUUUUCACCGAUGAGAGAGACAUAGUUGAGAAUGCUGACAAAGGCAUGACAUGACACGGGACAAUUCGACUUUUCGUGAGCAUAGCCCACUUCGAACUCGUAGUUCUUUUAAGCGAUUGCUAGAUAUGGUCAGUAACAAUAAUUAAUCGUACUUGGCCUUUCUCAACACUUUCUUAUCCCUAACCUGUGGACAGCGCCUUAACCAGUAGCGGGCUGCAUUUUUGACGUCGUUUUCCUCGUUAAACACAAAAUUCUUCCAAAUUUGGUCAUCAGUAACUGGUUAUGGUGAAUUAUGCGUGUGCUUUUAGCCAAUCAGAAUUGGGGAAAUAUUUUGAAUGAACAAUAAUGUAAUUUAACUGAAGCAAUUAAUAAGCGAUGUUGUCUUUGAAUAUUUUCUAGUGCCAACCAGCUCCAACCCAAAUCUAUCUUCAUUAGAAGUUCUUAGUAAGGAAGCCACUGUUGCCCUUUCUGUUGUUGGAGCGAUCCUGUUCCUCCUUGUGUUCGCCUUCGUUUGCUUUAUACGCCAUCAGCGGAAGCAGAUUGUGGAGUAUCGCAAUCAGUUGUUUCGAAUACACACUGGAAAACACCAGGUAAAAUACCAUGUAAAACGAGUUUAAAAUGAAGCCACUACAUAACAACCAGUGCCUGCUUGGAUUCUGCAACUUAUUUUGGCUGAAAAUGAUGUUUGUUGGACUGCGUAAAUUUCACACCCCUCCCAUUCCAAGAUCAUACUCAACACCUACAAUGACAACUUUAAACGCGAAAAAACGGAGGAGGGGGAUUUCUUUUACUUGUGAAAAUUUUGUCUCAGAGGAGCAAUUAAAUUAGAAAAAGGGGUUUUAUAAGCAAACGUCUCUCAACCUUUGUUCAAACAUGACGGCGAAAAUAAAAUCAAUUUGCAAUCUUUCAAACUUCAUCUCUCGAUUAACGUCAACUCCUUUGAUAUGUGAAACGUAGGUGACUUUACGUGGAGUAUACGUAGUUGAAUUUCUAUGGACAGUCAAGUUAAAAAAGGGAAUAAAAAAUUUAUCGUCAGUGCCGGUUAACGUCCUUCGCAAAACGCGCAUUGGGACUAAUUUUUCACGUCGUAGGCGUGCAAUUAAGUUUGAUGGCCCGUGCAAAGUUGUCGUUUUGGUUGUUAAUCCGACCCGCUACCGUUUUACCUUCUCGUUGCCGUUGUCGACUCUCUUUUGCUUAAAAUCUUUAGUAACCUUUCGAAAGUGCAAGGUUGCUUUACUUAUGGCCACUUUACAUUCGUGUAAACUCUCAUGGUGUUGGACACUUUUGAGAAUGAUUAUACAUCAGGGACCGCGGAGCAAGGUGAAAAGUGGGAGGGCUGACAAUUGAAAAUAAUUUUUUCAGAUUGAAAAUCGAAAAAAGGAAUAAAAUCAUAGUAUUUGAUUUGUUUCUGUCGCGUGACUUUGCAUACUUUAUCCAGUAUUUGUUGCUCUUUAUAGGUCGGCAUUAGUGGCGCUUGAAAUUAAAGAAAAUACAGAGAAUAUAGCGGAAUAUAGACGGAAAAAAACUUGUUUCAAGUCUUUUUUUUAUUUUAAUUAUUUUUCUUUUUAGCGCAAAAAGUGGGGGUGGGGGCGCAAAAAAGUGGUGGGGCCGCGGCUCUACCAGCCCCUCCCCCUCUACGGUCCCUGUACAUUUAUCAGCAUCUGGGUUGCUUGGUCGAGGCCAGUCGACAGACAUAAUUUGCAAAAUUGCGACCAUAGAUUGCUCCUCGUUUUAAAAUAGAUGUAUAUAUAUACUCACGGAUAGUAAAGAUGGCUGACAUUUUGUUCAUUUCAUUGUAGGCUACGAACCAGUCUGUUCCGCAAAAAUAGUCACGACUUUCUUGUAGACCUACCGUGAACGAGGUGCUGAGUUUCUUUGCGGAGUGGCCAUAAAUUUAAGUCUACUUUUCAAACCUAAACUGGCUUUUGUUUAUUCUUUGACUCGAUUCAAAAAGUGAUCCAUUGCGCUGAAAUAGCCUUCUAAAUUCAGGUAAUACUCAUGAACCAAACAGUUUCCAGUUGGAGGGAAUGAACUUACCAUUGCUUAGACUAAAUAGGUCCCUAUUGUAUACGUUAAGUAAUAAAAUAUUUCUUGAUUGUUUUAGAUUGACAAUAAUCGUACACUGCUCGAACAAUGUAAUGAUCUGCCUUAUGACCCUGAUUUCGAGUUUCCUGAGGACAAGCUCAUUCUUGGGGAGUUGCUAGGAUCAGGGGCCUUCGGAAAAGUCAUUAAAGCAGAGGCUAUAGGAAUAAACAACAAAAGUCAAAAGAAAAGUCAGCGACGACCUAAAACGUUUGGUCAACACACGACCGGCCAUGCGUACCACGAUCCCAGAGGCAGUGCGUACACGAAGACCACCGUAGCUGUAAAGACUGUUAAAGGUAAUGUUUCAAGUCAAGAGAUCUCUAUUUCAACUUGUGUAACUUUUACCAUGGAACAAGGAUGGCUGGUACUUGACGGGGGUUGGUGGAGGGGGACAAAAAAGGAAUUUGGUUUAUAGUUACUGUAGCAGCUGAUAAUAUGCAGGGGAGGGGAAGAGUUACCAGGUUACCUGCGCGGUAAUGAUUUGGGAGACGGGGUAAGGUUGAUUUGGGAAUCUGUGCCUACCAGUGGAAAAAACUCCAGCCAUGCCCCUGGAUUCAGCAUGGGUGAGGUGGGCAAUUCGCAUAGGGCCUCUAUCAUGCAUGAGUACCGUUCGUGCUCAUUCCUAUUGCUGAGGUUUGUGCCCAGUUAAACUUAACUUUGCUUGUGACAUGGUCACAUGGACUCCACUAGACCCUGUAGAAACUGCACUUUUUUUUAACUGACCGAGUACGAUAUUUUGGCACUUCAGAGGGAGCUACUAAAGAGGAAGUAAGAGACCUGGCAUCAGAGCUGAAAAUUCUAAUUUACGUUGGAGAACACAAAAAC